Messenger RNA from Echinostoma caproni, 480 nucleotides. NCBI's taxonomy places the organism in Eukaryota, Metazoa, Platyhelminthes, Trematoda, Plagiorchiida, Echinostomatidae. The record is from the annotation of a GenBank genome assembly.
AUGAGUGUCACACCUCCCUGUGAAUGCUGGACCGAGAACAAGACCAAAGGACAUGACACGGACAGCAUCUUCGUGGACUUUAACAAUGCCUUCGACAAGGUGCCGCACGAUCGCCUUCUGCGAAAGCUGUCCAACCUAGGUGUAGGUGUGGUCAUGCUUAACUGGCUCCUCAUCAACCGAAAAUUCUGCGUCCGUGUUGGCAAAUCGCUAUCUGCGUGGUAUUCCGCACCCAAUGGGGUCCCCAAGGCAGGGUUCUUGGUCCAUUACUCUUUUUUGGUUUAUGUGAACGUCCUACCCAGUCAACUGUGCAGCCUUUCCCUCAUGUAUGCGGAUGACAUCAAAAUCUGGCAUACAAUCAAUGCCCCGAAUGAUCGAAAAUCUCUUCAAGCGGAUUUGAACAACCUGGCUCAGUGGGUGGACACCUGGGCUCUUCCAGUCAACACGGCAAAGUUUGCUCACCUGCACUUGGGGCGGGCAUGA